CGCUCUGCCAAGGCCUUGGAAGGCGGGGCAUAGAGUCAACGGCGCACGCCUAUCCAACCACGAGAGGGUCAGAGAAUGCCAUCACGAACUGUAUGCAAGUGAUCGGGUUAUCGGCGACAUCCGCGGAAAUGCGCGGUAGGCCGAGGUGUUGGACUCUGUGCGCUUAUAAAUCUUGACGACUCGUAACCCCAGGGAAUUCAGCAGAACAUGAAAUCAGUCGCGCUACUGACGGCUGUGAGCCUCUUGGCUCCAGCUCAAGCCGAAACUAUACUUGGCGUUACUGUUUUCUCGCGCCAUGGUGACCGAACUUCUAAGCACUACAAGGGCUACAACUUGACCAAUCUAGGACUUCAACAAAAUUAUGAUGUGGGACAGGACUAUCGUAGUAUCUACCUGAACUCGUCAUCACCUAAGCAGAUCCUCAACGUCUCAGAAGGCAAGGUCGUCAAUUCACAGAUCUACGCUUCUGCGCCGGACCAAGCCGUGCUGCUUAACACAGCUACGGCUUUCUUGCAGGGUCUAUAUCCACCCUUGGAGAACAUCGAUGAGAAUACUGCGACUCAAAGGCUGAACAGCAAUGAGCGCGUCAUAAAGCCUCUGGGAGGAUACCAAUACCUUGUAGUCCACGGCGAGAAUGACGACUCGCCUAAUACAAUAUGGCUCAAGGGCGACGAAGAAUGCCCAGCUGUUACAACCUCACUCAGGCAGUACAAGGAGAGCUCGGCUUUCAGGCAACGCAUCGACGAGACAAGGCCCUUCUACCAGUCAUUUUGGGAUCAGCUUAUUGGUGUAUACGACUACCAGCAAUCAAACCUCAGUUUUGCCAACGCAUAUGACAUCUUCGAUUUACUCAAUGUGGCGUCCAUCCAUAACGCCUCCCACAACAGCACGGUCUCAGCUGAGGACCUGAUUCGACUCCGCACACUAGCCGACGAGUGGGAGUUCGACAUGGCAUACGAUGCCGAGGACUCCGCGCGCUCCAUCGGUGGCCAGACCUUCGCUGGCGGAAUUCUCGCACAGCUCGAUGCUAUGGUUUCAUCCAAAGGUCGACAGAAGUUCUCACUUCUCGCGGGUAGCUACGACACAUUCCUGGCGUUUUUUGGACUGAGCAACUUGACGGCUGCAUCUGGUGACUUUUAUGGGCUACCAGACUAUGCUUCGACGAUGGCCUUUGAGCUAUUCACAUCGCAGGAUGUCGCUGCUUUCCCCUCCGAUGCAGCAGAUCUCCGUGUCCGCUUCUUGUUCCGCAACGGAUCCACGCAGGGUGAAGCGCCGACGGCUUUCCCGCUCUUUGGCGGCCAGGACGAGUCGCUCCCGUAUACUGAUUUCGUGUCGAAGAUGACAGAGAUUGCGAUUACAUCACCUGAACAGUGGUGCGGUACAUGUCAGAGUGAGGCAUUGUUCUGUCAAGCUUACAGCUCUCGCACCGCUGAGGCGCAGACGGGAGGUAGUGGCUCCAGUAUGUCAAACGCAGCCGCCGGCGCGAUUGGCGCGGCAGUGACAUUGGGUGUGGUUGGCCUUGCUGCGUUGAUCGUAUUCUUCGUCAGGAGGCGUCGGAAUUCGAAGGUUGCGACUGCAACUCACGCGGAAAAAGGCAGUGUCUCUAGCCAGGCGUCAGACGUGUGAGGGCCAACAGUUUCUAACACAUGUUGUAACAUGCAGAUAGGUAUCUGUGGACUUCACUGUCUGUUAGUAAACUCCUAAGCGAUUCGUACAUACUUCGAUAACUGCCAUAUUCGGAGCCAAUUCCUACCUGUGACACCUGGUCGUAGCAGGAGAUUGAACCCUGCAA
Messenger RNA from Boeremia exigua, 1792 nucleotides. Its product is annotated as histidine phosphatase superfamily. NCBI's taxonomy places the organism in Eukaryota, Fungi, Ascomycota, Dothideomycetes, Pleosporales, Didymellaceae. Gene Ontology annotation, biological process: dephosphorylation. The record is from RefSeq and is a predicted model, not a curated record. Gene Ontology annotation, molecular function: phosphatase activity. The transcript is spliced from 2 exons. The coding region runs from base 208 to 1626 and encodes 472 amino acids.